Molecule: messenger RNA, 5122 nt
Organism: Caenorhabditis elegans
Lineage: Eukaryota; Metazoa; Nematoda; Chromadorea; Rhabditida; Rhabditidae
Gene: egl-8
Product: Phosphoinositide phospholipase C
Exons: 20
Coding region: 185-4603 (1472 amino acids)
Biological process (GO): lipid metabolic process; signal transduction; intracellular signal transduction
Cellular component (GO): perikaryon; synapse; adherens junction
Molecular function (GO): phosphatidylinositol-4,5-bisphosphate phospholipase C activity; phosphoric diester hydrolase activity; calcium ion binding
Source: RefSeq, marked reviewed
AGCCAGACCCCUCUCCACACGUACUCUAUAUCGGCUCAACACACACGGAGGAGAGCCACGUGGCAGGGAAAGACGACGGCGCAACGUCGUCGCGUCGCCUUCUUCGCAUCUUCUGAAUAUUUCAGAAGAAGGAGAAUUAUUGUAGUUGAAGACUUUAUUUUUUCCUGGUAACCGGCAAGAAGAGAUGGCAAAGGAGUUCCAGUUCAAUUGGAAGCCCACUAUUAUCCCUGAACUUCUUCAUGGAUCGGUUUUCGAUCGAUAUGAUGAUGAAAGUACGUGUCUGGAACUAAAUGCUCAAGUUCGAAUUGACGAGAACGGUUUCUUUCUCCGGUGGCUGAUCGAAGGAAAAGAUGCUGUCGUACUCGAUAUGGGCCAAAUAUGGGAAGCUCGCACGGGCGGCCUACCCAAAGACGGCCGAAUUAUGUUCGAAUUGGAGCAGCGCGGAGCCAGCGAAACGAUAGCUGAACGCACGAUAUGGAUCACGCAUGGCCAGGAUUUAGUCAAUGUUCAGUCGUUUUUUCUUGUCGCCGAAAGUGUCGAGUUGGCAAAAACGUGUAGAGCGGGCAUUAAUGAUAUUCUAAAGUCGUCCAGAAUACGACACGUGUGUCCAACUACCCAAUUGAUGAAAUACCAUACAUGGCUCACCAUGAAUGUCAACGAACGACGAAAAAUCCCGAUCAAGUUGAUAAUCAAAACAUUUUCGUCUGGAAAACCUGAAAAAAUGGUUCAAAAGUGUCUAAAUGACUUGGGUCUUGGAGGCGAUAAGGAGCGCGAAGAACUUGACGUCGACAUCCUCACCUUUGAAAAAUUCCAGAGGCUCUAUAACAAGAUUUGUCCGAGAACCGAAGUUCAAGAGCUGUUUGUUAAAUUAUCCGGACAGAAAGAGUACCUAACCAAAGAGCGACUCAUCAAUUUUCUGAAUGAAGAACAACGUGAUCCACGACUCAACGAGAUCCUCUUCCCAUUUUUUGAUUCUCAGCGUAUCGUUGCGCUUCUCAAAAAACACGAAAACGACAUAAAAUAUCAAGAAGAUGGAAAAAUGUCCGGUGACGGGUUUCUCCGAUUCCUGAUGUCAGACGAGAACCCGCCAGUGUUUCUAGACCGAAUUGAAAUGUUUAUGGAUAUGGAUCAACCGCUGUGUCACUACUACAUCAAUAGUUCCCAUAACACGUAUCUUACCGGACGGCAGUAUGGUGGAAAAUCGUCUUCUGAGAUUUAUCGACAAGUUUUGCUCAGCGGAUGUAGGUGUAUUGAGCUUGAUUGUUGGGAUGGUACUGGUGAAAAUAAAGGAGAACCCAUUAUCACUCACGGAAAGGCCAUGUGCACAGACGUGUUCUUCAAGGACGUCCUGGUACAAAUUCGAGACACCGCAUUUGCCCGGUCGGAUUUUCCAGUGGUCCUUUCCUUCGAAAACCAUUGCUCAAAAUCAAAUCAGCUGAAAAUGGCCAAAUAUUGUAUGGACAUUUUUGGAGAUAUGCUGCUGUCCAAACCGUUUGAAGAUGCGCCUCUUGACCCCGGAGUCUCCCUACCUUCUCCAAACCGCCUGCGAAAGAAGAUCCUUAUCAAAAAUAAGCGAUUAAAAACCGACAUCGAACGUCACCAACUUGACCAAUUUCUGCGGGAAGGCAAACUGGACGAGGAGGACGAGCUGAAUGAGACGCCCGAAGUUGUCGGAGAGGACUCCGUAUCACCUCGAAGCGGCGGGAGCGGUGGCACCGGAGCCCCGGAAGAAGUGGAUGAUGACACGUCCGACGACGACGAUGACCCGUCGGUUCAGACAUCGCUGAACGUGAUGCGCACCAUCCCGACCGUGAACACCACAUCGAACAACGGAUCGAAUCGAUCGGCAAGAAGUUCACUGGACACCCCAUCCCCAUCCGGUGGGAGCCUGAUGGUUCCAGAUAGGGCAACAUCGACAGCGACGUCGAUCAAGAACGCCGUGCUCGCGAGGUCUCCGAACUUCUCCUCGUUGAGACAAAAGUUGUCGUUCAAGCGGAGACAAUCACCACUAGCAGGCGAUCAGCGUGCUCAUCCGGAAGUCGAGCAACCCGUGAGCUCAUCCUCUCCAGCCACACCGUCCAUCAGCGGACCCCCGCCGUGUGCCACGUCAUCAGGUUCAACGUCAUCAAUCACUAUUACCACAACGGGAUGCUCCACGUCAUCGUCGGGACCCUCAAAACAUAUUCUAGGGGGUGAAAUGCCCGCCAAGGAAAACGACGAAGCACAUCCGGAGCUAAAGCAGAAUUUCAUUGCUAAAAAUUUGAAAGGAUUCGGGUUUUCGAAAAAACAACCUGAUUCAUCCACUUCAUUGCUAACCGCAUCACCAACACCGUCCUCUUCAUCGAUGGCCAUGUCAAAUGCGAAUAAUCCGUUCUCCUCCUCAACCCUUAACUCACCCCAACCAAUGGAGAGGUCUCGAAGCGAAAAGCGAUCGUUUCGACAGAAAAAGGGCGGCGUUUUCGGUGACGAACUCCACUCGGACUCGGCCGCACUUAUCGAUUUUAUGCGGACGGCGUCGAGCCGUAAGAAGAAGCCGGUACUGACAAAAGAAGAAGAGGAGCGGAUUUUCGCCGAGUAUCAUUAUACCGGGGCAACUACGAAUAUACAUCCGUUACUCUCUUCACUGGUCAAUUAUACACAUCCUGUCAAGUUUUCUGGAUUUGACGUUGCGGAAGCCAACAACCUGCACUUCCACAUGUCCUCAUUUUCUGAGUCAACCGGUCUCGGCUACCUAAAACAAUCGGCGCCGGAAUUUGUGAACUACAACAAACGACAAUCGAGUAGAAUUUAUCCGAAAGGAGCCAGAGUUGAUUCUUCCAAUUUUUUGCCGCAAAUUUUCUGGAACGCCGGAUGUCAAAUGGUGUCGCUCAACUUUCAAACUCCCGAUGUCUACAUGCAAUUGAACAUGGGAAAAUUCGAGUACAACGGUGGCUCGGGGUAUCUGCUAAAACCAGAUUUCCUCCGAAGACCCGACAGAACAUUCGACCCAUUUUCCGAGAGCCCGGUGGACGGAGUGAUUGCAGCACAUUGUAGUGUUCGUGUCAUCUCGGGUCAAUUCCUAUCGGAUCGCAAAAUCGGGACAUACGUUGAGGUGGAAAUGUACGGACUACCUACUGACACUAUUCGUAAGGAGCACAAGACGAAGGUAAUACCCGGGAACGGACUGAAUCCAGUUUACAACGAGGAUCCGUUUGUCUUCCGAAAAGUUGUGCUCCCCGAGCUCGCCGUGCUCCGGUUCGCCGUCUACGAUGAGAACGGCAAGCAGCUGGGUCAGCGGAUUCUUCCGCUGGAUGGGCUUCAGGCAGGAUAUCGGCAUAUUUCGCUGAGGUCUGACACGAAUCAGAGCUUCAUUCUGUCACCUGUGCUCUUUGUGCAAAUUGUGAUCAAGACUUAUGUGCCGGAUGAGCUCAGUGGCCUCGUCGAUGCUCUCGCCGACCCACGAGCAUUCCUCUCGGAGCAGAAAAAAAGGCAGGAAGCCCUGGCUCACAUGGGUGUUGACGAUAGUGAUAUUCCUGAUGUGCCCAACACCAGGAAUAUGGCUCUCCGACACGUGAAACAACCUCCAAGGCAGAACGGAUCGUCAGCUGAUCUGCUGGCAAACAACGGCCAAACUGGGUCGGCUAGGGGUGAUCAGACCAGCUCGAUGGCUUCAAGUACUAUUCGGUCACCCAACGAACAACCGCAGCCAGUGGCUGUGGAUAAAUUUAAGGUUGACCCAAUCGAAGUUGACGAUUUACGACGAGACAAAGCUUUUGCAAAAUUGCUCAAGAGAUUUCAAAAAGAGUUGGAUGAUCUCAGGAAGAAACAUCAGAAGCAGAGGGAUAGCAUUCAAAAACAGCAGCAAACCAACGUCGACAAGCUCAUCACAAAUAACCGACGUUCCACGAAAAAAGAAAAAGGCUCAAGGAGAUCCCUGACGGCUUCAGUAUCAUCUGGAUGUGGAAGUGCAUCUGGAACUGUGACUGUCAGUGUUUGCAGUCCUUCUGGCGCGAGUUGCAGUGGGUACUCCACUGGGGGUCCUUCGACACCGGUGGCAUGUAACUCUGAUGGUACCGGGUCUCCAGCGACUAUUGGAAGUCCAGUGCCACAAGAUUUGGUCAAUAAUGAUAGGGUCCGAUCUCUCGUGAACACUCAAACCGGAGAAUGGUCCGCUAUGGUCCGUAGACAUGACGAGGAAGAGUUUGAGCUGAAAAAAGUACAGCUCAAAGAGCAAUUCGAUCUGCUAAGAAAACUCAUGAGUGAAGCUCAAAAGAACCAAAUGUUGGCUCUGAAGCUCCGGUUAGAAGCCGAAGGGAAAGAUCUAAAGCAGACGCAGACGAAAAAAAGCAUGGAAGAUGCGAAAGUUAUUCAAUUGGACAAAGGUAUUAAGACCAAGGCAGAACGUGAUCGUCGUGUCAAGGAACUCAACGAGAAGAACCUGAAAAUGUUUGUGGAGGAGAGGAAGAGAUUAGCCAUGAAAGCCCAAAAGCACGAAGAGCAACUCACAAAACGACAUCUCGACCAGCUCGAGCAACUAGACAAGGAUUUCCAUAAGGCCUUGGAUGCGGAGGUCGGCAACUACAAAGAAGAGCAACUGGCUGCUCAACCGACUUCUGUCGUUUGAUUUAAGAUUCAUGCCAACAACUUUUUAAACAUUCCUCCCAGUAAAACACUUCUACGAAACGUGUCAGUAGGCGAGCACUUGCAUUAUCGAUUUUUUUUACUUUAGAUUAUCGAUAUUUUCCAGGAAAAAUCGAUAAAUCAAUAGCAUUUUUUUCAAAAGAGUAUCUUAUUCAAUUAUUAAAUAGAAAAACCCCAUGAACAAACAAACAGACAAACAAAAUGCUUAAUUAUCAGAUUCCCACUCCCGAUUCCGUUCCAUCCAAAUGUUUCAUUCCUUUCCUCACAAUUUUUGGGUAUUAUUUUUUUUCAGAAAUUCAGAUUAGUGGUAUUUUUUAUAUAUUUUAUCUGUUCUCCCCAUCCCGUUCCGCGUCUUGAAAAAAAUUUCACGAAGUUCCGCAAAUUCUCUCUCUCUAUUGCCACUAUCUCUUCGUGUCCUUUUCCCCUGCGAUUCUGGUAUUUUUUGAAAGUUUCCUAAUUUUUUUUGAUUUGAAAAUGAAAAAAGUUUUAAUGAAAAUUAUAU